Messenger RNA from Bicyclus anynana (squinting bush brown), 1739 nucleotides. RefSeq names its product zinc transporter ZIP1 (gene Zip88E). NCBI's taxonomy places the organism in Eukaryota, Metazoa, Arthropoda, Insecta, Lepidoptera, Nymphalidae. Gene Ontology annotation, biological process: zinc ion transmembrane transport. The transcript is spliced from 4 exons. The record is from RefSeq and is a predicted model, not a curated record. Gene Ontology annotation, cellular component: plasma membrane. The coding region runs from base 627 to 1544 and encodes 305 amino acids. Gene Ontology annotation, molecular function: zinc ion transmembrane transporter activity.
AAGCAUAACGAUUACGUGCUCAAAAAGUGCCGGACGUGUAUUAAACAAAUUUUAAAGUUAUUAAAGGAAAUCAUAGAACGUUAUCAGUUAUCACUCAUGUGUAUUGAGUGAUAUAGAGUGUAAAUACGAGAUAAAAGCAAACAAACGGUACGGUUUAGAGUGCGAUUUGGGACGGUGUUGCGCUUAGCUGACUGAUUUAGUCAAGUUAUGUAUAUUCGAUCACGUUUUAUUAUUACUCGUUUUAUUGUAGUGAUGAUUAAUUAAAUAGAAAAUUAAUUAUUUUAAUAUAAAGAUAAGAAAACAUAUGUUAUGUUGAAACUGAAGUGACAGCUGUUGUUUGAAAGAAACAUGCCGAUUGUAUUGUUAAGUUAAUGAUUAUUAAUAGUGUGUUAAUAAAUAAAUGUCUGGACGGAGAUAAAUUAUAAGUGAAGUUUUUAUAGACAUUGGAUGAGUUUAUGAAUCGAGAUUUCAAAAUUUGGACGAUAUUUUUAUGAAGCGACAAAAGUGUUUUAAAAUUUAUUAAAAGGUGACGAUAUACAUUAAUUAUAAAUUAAUUCAAAAGUGAUUUCCUGUUAAAGUGACAGAGUUAAGUUUUUUUAUUGGAAAGUGAUAAGUAGUUGAUCAAAAUGGAGGUAUCAACGGCAAAAGUGGUUUCCAUAGUAGUUUUAGGUCUCGGAAGCUUCAUAUCAGGAAUGGCACCCGCUUGUAUAUCCCAGAGUGCAAGACAAAGGCAUCCAUUACUUAUAUCUUGUUUACUAUGCUUCGGUGGUGGAGUUUUACUGUCAACUUCUCUAACUCACAUGCUUCCAGAAGCAAGAGAGAAGCUUCCAGAGUACACCGAACUUCUGCUGUGUGUUGGGUUCUUCUUAGUUUACGUUGUGGACGAAAUCGUCCACUUCUUCUAUGGGACCAAUGAGCAUCCAUUCCACCACCAUGAUAGGGUACAGAGGAACUAUGGGACGGUUGGACAGAGUUUGCUGGAUCAGAGAAAUGAUGGGGAGAUGAGGGAGAGAUGUGACAGUAACUCGAGGAUGUGCCACGUGAGUCACACUGAGCCGUGUAACAGAAGUUCUUCUGGUGUUGUUGGACUGCUGUGUGCUCUGGUGGUGCACAGCCUUCUGGAGGGACUGGCGAUAGGAUUGCAGGAGUCUGCUUCACAGGUGCUGCUACUGCUGGGCGCGGUGGCGAGCCACAAGCUCGUGGUGGGCUUCUGCCUGGGCGCCGAGCUGUGCGCCGGCGCGGGCAGCGUGUGCGCGCUGCUGCUCUGCGUCACGCUGUUCAGCGGCGGCUCGGUGGCCGGCAUCGUGCUGGGCGCGCUGCUCGAAAACGUCAGCGUUGUUAAAGACUCCGUUGCGAUACCUAUCAUGCAGGCGCUUGCAGCGGGCACGUUGCUGUACGUCACAGUGAGCGAAGUGUUACCGCGUGAGCGAGCGCGCUGGCACGAGCGGAAGCGGGGAGCGGGGAUGGCGCAGUUUGUCGCCGUUACUGUAGGCUUCGCUGUUAUGUACAUCUUGACUAUGUUUCUUGAUCACGAUGCUGCGUAACAAUAUCAGUGAUAUCUUUCGUUUAUAAUUAAAUAUUUUAUACCUACUUGAACUUUUAUAGACUUUAGGUAAUAUCCUAAAAAAAAAGCUACAUUUUGUACCUAAGUAUAUAAUAAUCUGUCAUGACCACCUAUUUUAUGUAAUAGGAUAUUUUUAUAAAAUUAAUUUGAUAAUAAAACGACUAUUGAUUUCAAA